ACACUUUCUGACAUUUCUGGAACCUGUAAACAAUAUCACAAUUGUCCAGGGUCAAGCAGCCACCCUUCAUUGCAAGGUGGCGGAAAUCCGCUCCCAAAUGUGAAGUGGCUGAAGAAUGAUGCUCCGGUGGUGCAGGAACCCAAGAGAAUUACCAUAAGGAAAACAGAAUAUGGUUCACGGCUAAGAAUACAAGACUUGGACACCACAGACACUGGAUACUAUCAGUGUGUUGCCACCAAUGGAAUAAAGACCAUUUCUGCCACUGGGGUUCUUUUUGUCAGACUUGGACCAACACACAGUCCGAAUCCUAACAUUCAAGAUGACUACCAGGAAGAUGGGUUCUGUCAGCCCUACAGGGGCAUCGCCUGUGCCAGAUUCAUUGGAAACAGAAGCAUUUAUGUGGAUUCCCUCCAGAUGCAGGGUGAAAUUGAAAACCGAAUUACAGCGGCAUUCACCAUGAUCGGCACAUCUACCCAUCUGUCAGACCAGUGCUCGCAGUUUGCCAUUCCAUCAUUUUGCCAUUUUGUCUUCCCGCUUUGCGAUGAACGUUCUAGAACCCCAAAGCCAAGGGAGUUAUGCCGGGAUGAGUGUGAAGUACUGGAAAAUGACCUGUGCCAUCAGGAAUACAACAUUGCUCGCUCCAAUCCUCUUAUACUCAUGCAACUGCACCUUCCAAACUGUGAAGAACUGCCCCUACCAGAGAGCCCGGAGGCUGCAAACUGCAUGAGAAUUGGAAUCCCAAUGGAAAGGAUGAACAGAUAUCAGCAGUGUUACAAUGGUACUGGUACUGAUUAUCGAGGGUCAGUCAGUGUAACCAAGUCUGGACACCAGUGUCAGUCAUGGAACAGCCAGUUCCCGCACAGUCAUCAGCUGUCUGCUGCAGAAUAUCCAGAAAUUGGUGGUGGACAUGCAUAUUGUCGUAACCCUGGCGGCCAGAUGGAGGGUCCUUGGUGUUUUACACUGAACAAGAAUGUGCGCACAGAGCUGUGUGAUGUGCCUGCUUGCCGUACCCGGGAUAACACAAAGAUGGAAAUCCUGUACAUAUUGGUUCCCAGUAUUGCUAUCCCAUUGGUCAUUGCUUGUCUGUUCUUCCUGGUCUGCAUGUGCCGCAAUAAACAGAAAGCAUCAGCUGCUACACCACAGAGACGUCAACUGAUGGCCUCACCUAGCCAGGACAUGGAGAUGCCUCUUAUGAACCAGCACAAGCAACAGGUCAAAGUAAAAGAAAUAAACCUGUCCACUGUGAGGUUCAUGGAAGAACUGGGUGAAGACCGUUUUGGGAAAGUAUAUAAAGGUCAUCUCUUUGGUACUGCUCCUGGAGAACAGACACAAACAGUUGCCAUUAAGACCCUGAAAGACAAAGUAGAAGUGGCUCUUCGAGAGGAAUUUAAACAUGAAGCCAUGAUGAGAUCCAGGUUGCAGCACCCAAAUGUUGUCUGCCUUCUUGGUACUGUGACUAAGGAACAGCCCAUGAGUAUGGUAUUUAGUUACUCUCCGCUCAGUGACCUUCAUGAGUUCCUGGUAAUGAGAUCUCCACAUUCUGAUGUAGGCAGCACAGAUGAUGACAAGACUGUGAAGUCUACCCUGGAGCCAGCUGAUUUCCUCCACAUCGUUACCCAGGUAGCUGCAGGGAUGGAAUUUCUGUCGAGUCACCAUGUUGUACACAAAGAUUUGGCUGCCAGAAAUAUUUUGGUCUUUGAUAAAUUGGCUGUGAAAAUUUCUGAUCUUGGCCUGUUUCGAGAAGUGUAUGCUGCAGACUACUAUAAGCUAGUGGGGAAUUCAAUGCUUCCAAUAAGAUGGAUGUCCCCAGAAGCAAUUGCAUAUGGAAAAUGCACUAUUGAUUCUGAUAUCUGGUCCUAUGGUGUGGUGUUGUGGGAAAUCUUCAGUUAUGGCUUGCAGCCAUAUUGUGGAUAUUCCAACCAAGAUGUAAUUGAAAUGAUAAGGAACCGCCAACUGCUUCUUUGCCCAGAUGACUGUCCAGCCUGGAUAUAUUCACUUAUGCUCGAGUGCUGGAAUGAAUUUCCUGCCAGAAGGCCUAGAUUUAAGGAUAUUCACACAAGACUAAGAACAUGGGAAAAUAUGUCUAACUAUAACAGUUCUGCACAAACGUCUGGAGCAAGUAACACAACACAGACAAGCUCACUUAGUACAAGUCCAGUUAGCAAUGUCAGCAAUGCUAGAUACGUUGAACUGAAGCCUAAAGGGCGCCCAUUUCCACAACCACAGUUUUUACCAAUGAAAGGACAGAUUAGACCAAUGGUCCCACCCCCUCAGCUCUACAUUCCAGUCAAUGGGUAUCAGCAGAUGGCUGCAUACUUUUAUCCAGUCCAGAUACCAAUGCAAAUGGCUCCUCAGCAGAUGCCACCACAAAUCAUUCCAAAACCUGGAUCACAUCAUAGUGGGAGUGGUUCCACAAGCACCGGUUAUGUAACGACUGCACCAUCAAAUAACUCCAUGGCUGACAGAGUGGCUCUUUUAGCUGAUGGAAGUGAUGAGGCACAUGUAACAGCAGAGGACGUGUCUCAGAACCCUGUUCAAGAGGAGGAAGAAGGUUCCGUACCAGAGACAGAAUUGCUGGGGGAUAAUGAUACUUCCCCAUUAGAUGAAACAGAUAUUCAGUCAGAAGCUUAA
This is a messenger RNA of Staurois parvus, 2631 nucleotides long. Lineage: Eukaryota; Metazoa; Chordata; Amphibia; Anura; Ranidae. The record is from the annotation of a GenBank genome assembly.